CAAAUCUCCAUUUUCUAAGAAAAACAAUGUCCAAAGUUAAACCUAGUUCUUCAAUUCUCCUACUGUUUCUUCUCUUCACAAUUUCCCAAGCCAAUCCCACAUAUAACUACCAUAUCUGUUCAAAUACAUCAACUUAUAAUUACAAACCAAACAGCACAUUCCAAUCAAACCUAAACCUUCUCUUCUCCAACCUCACCUUAAACUCGGGCACAAUCGAAACAGGUUUCUACAAAACAAACAUAAACGAAUCCGUUUACGGUCUUUUCCUCUGCCGGGGAGACCUCUCCACUGAAGUUUGUCAAAACUGCGUCUCCACCGCCACAACAGAAUCUCCAAACCUCUACUGCCCCUCCUCAAAACGGGUUUCGAUUUGGUACGAGGAAUGCAUGCUUCGUUACUCAGAUCAACCCAUCUUUUCAGUACUUGAUGAUCGAAGUUUUUCGCCUGUUCUAUAUAGUACACAGAACGUAACCAUGGACGUGGCCGAAUCAGAUUUACUUCCUCCUCUAUCGUUGUUGUUAGGUGUGUUGGAGAGUGUGAAUGAUCAAGCUGCUAAUGCGAUAAAUUAUAUCGGGAAGAGAUUUGCUGUUGGAACAUAUAGUUAUUCUUUUGGGCAAAAUGAAACUAUGAAUGAUUCUAAUAAAAUGAAUUUGUAUGCUAUGGCGGAGUGUUUGCCGGAUAUUGGAAGGGAUGAUUGUAUUAGUUGUCUACAGAAUGCGACGUCGAGUCUUGAAACAUGUUGUGAAGGAAGAAGAAGGAUUGGAGUUAGGAUUCUUAUGCCUAGUUGUAGUUUAAGGUAUGAAUCGUACCUUUUUUAUAACGUUACCUCCACAUCGCCGCCAUCGUCGAAGCCAGGUGGGGGGAGAAGUAUUUUUAAAGGAGGAAUUUUUGUGAUUGUUGUUGCCUCGGUCCUUUUGCUAAUAACUUUGAUAUGUUUCAUCUUGAGAAAGAAAAAGAAAUUUCGACAAGCUCAAGAAGAUAAAUUAGGUGGAGACGACGAGGAUGAAUUCACAAAAGCGGAGUUGGAGCAGUAUGAUUUUGAAACUAUACAAACAGCCACAAACAACUUCUCCAAAGAUAACAAGUUAGGGGAAGGUGGAUUUGGUAUGGUCUAUAAGGGUAUAUUUAUAAAUGGUCAAGAUAUUGCUGUUAAGAGAUUGUCUUUAAUGUCAAGACAAGGAACACGAGAGUUCAAGAAUGAAGUGUUGUUAGUUGCUAAGCUUCAACACCGGAAUUUAGUGAAGUUAUUAGGUUUCUGUUUGGAAGGAGGAGAAAAGAUGCUCAUUUAUGAGUAUGUUCCGAAUCGAAGCCUCGAUUAUUAUCUCUUUGAUCCCAUCCAUCGAGAGAAGUUGAAUUGGACUACACGAUACAAAAUUAUAAAAGGAAUUGCUCGAGGACUUCUUUAUCUUCAUGAAGAUUCUCAACUAAGGGUUAUACAUCGAGAUCUGAAAGCUAGUAAUGUGUUACUAGAUGCGGAUAUGAACACAAAAAUAUCAGAUUUUGGGAUGGCAAGGAUAUGUGUUGCAGAUCAAAGUCAAGGAAACACAAAUAGGAUAGUCGGAACAUAUGGUUAUAUGUCACCAGAAUAUGCGAUGCAUGGACAGUUCUCGGUGAAGUCAGAUGCAUUUAGUUUUGGUGUACUAAUCUUAGAGAUCAUAAGUGGAAAGAAGGUUAGUUCGAACUUUCAACACUUGGAUUGCAUUGGCCUCCUUAACUAUGCUUGGAAACUUUGGAGUAAUGGGAUACCCCUAGAGUUUGUCGACAAUGCAUUAGGAGAAUCUUACUCGAAAAAGGAGAUUAUUCGGUGCAUGCAUAUUGGGUUGUUAUGCGUACAAGAAGAUCCCGAAGCUAGACUUUCCAUGAUUGACGUCGUUUUGAUGCUCAAUAAUGAUGAUUCAUUGAGUCCUCCGUCUCCUCGACAACCUGUUUCAGUUUUUCGUUACAAUUCUGAGCCUAAUCGAAUUGAAGAUGAUAAAUCAGUUUCUCUAAAUAAAAUAACUAUUUCUGAGGUUUGUCCAAGAUAAAUAUUCUCAUUGUAUAAGUAAUUAUAUUAUACUAGACAUAGAACAAUUUUAUGUCAUACUCAAUCAUUGAGUAGAGUUUCCAAGUGA
Molecule: messenger RNA, 2111 nt
Organism: Impatiens glandulifera
Lineage: Eukaryota; Viridiplantae; Streptophyta; Magnoliopsida; Ericales; Balsaminaceae
Product: cysteine-rich receptor-like protein kinase 44
Exons: 7
Coding region: 27-2024 (665 amino acids)
Biological process (GO): protein phosphorylation
Molecular function (GO): ATP binding; protein kinase activity
Source: RefSeq, a predicted model, not a curated record